Funneliformis geosporum is the source of this 1620-nucleotide messenger RNA. The record is from the annotation of a GenBank genome assembly. Lineage: Eukaryota; Fungi; Glomeromycota; Glomeromycetes; Glomerales; Glomeraceae.
AUGCCAGUUCAUGUAGUUUUACAUUUUUUAGAACCAAUUGAUAAAACAUUUGGGUUUACAGAACCUGACACGUUAGAACUUGGAAGGGCCUCGGGUUUCAUUGAAAAUGCUACCUUAAGUAGAAAGCAAGCUUUAUUUGAAGUAAGGGAUGGAAAAGUUUAUGUUACCGCGCUCGGGUCCAAUGCAAUGAUGAAAGGGAAUAAGACAAUUCGAAAAAAUAACAAAAUUGAAAUAUUCGAUGGAGAUAUUUUAACAUUAAUGCAGAAAAAAUAUCCAUUUACAGUUACGAUAACUCAGACAGAGCAAAAAGUUCCGGAUUUAGAUAGUUUGCUAGAUGAUAAUAAUAAAACACGAUUAAUGAAAAACUUGGGAAUAGGUGCUUCAACUUCAUCAACACCGAAAUUACCACCCCAACAUAAUUAUGAAUUAGAUAAUGAUACACCAUCACAAUUAUUGAAUGAUAUGCUUUCUUCUCAAAGUUCAUUGUUAGAUUAUGGAACAAAUGAAGAAGGUAAAGUUAGUUCAAUUGAUAAUAAUACAUUGGAUUAUACAAGAACAAGAGAAUUAAGCAAUAGUGAAACAAGUGAUGAUGGAGCUGAAGGAGUUUACGAUAGUGAUGAAAUAAGUAGCAUUGGAUCUGUUGGUAAUAUAAUCACCGAUGAGUCUUCAUAUUUGGGUAGUUCGUUUAAUUCUUCUGAUUCUGAAGACAUGAUACAGGAAAUUGAUGAUGUUGUUAAAGAAGAUAAGAAAGGAUCUCGUGUCAAAGGAAAAGGCAGAGAACAAGAACGAGACAACAAAAAGGUUAUCCAAGAUACAAAAGUGAAAGAAGUGGAGAAAAGGACAAAUGUUCGAGGACGGGUCCUUUUAAAUGUUACUGGUAUUCAAAGUCAAAAAGAAGCUGCCGGCGGCCCAAAAAAUAAGGCAAAACAACCAGUAAAAGAACCAAAAAAUGCAAAAGCUCCAGCAAAAGCUGCAAAGGGAAAGACCCCAAAAGAUGGUAAAUUUAUUCCAUAUUCCACAACUCCAAAUACUGGACCCGGUUCUUUAGACUUUUAUUAUUUAUUAUGGAAUGUCUCUUACACCGCCGGGGAAGGGUUACCUAUAAAUAUUAUUGUAAAUCCAAAAACAAAAGCUCCUUCAGAGGUUUCUUUAACGUUGUUCGAUGAGUACAAUAAUAUUAAAUUGACUGAUAUUGCCAGUAAAGUAGCAAUCAAAGCCCCCCAGGAAGGAGUUCCUUUCGCUGUUUAUACUUGGACAGUUGCAAAUAAGUUGCCAGCCGAAUUUGAUUUUAAAUCCGGCCACUUUACUUUACAAAUGUCAUAUCUUGAAAAUGGCAAAACUAUGACAAAAGAUAGGCGCAUCAAACUUAAUAACGUAAUUGCUAAUCCUGGUGGUGCUCCUAAUCCGGCCACCGUAAAAAAAGUAAAGAAUGAAAAGGAUGCUAAUAUGGACAACAAAAAGGAUGGUUCAUAUGGUUCCACUAAUUCCUCCGAUUCCCAAACCUCCAAGAAAGAAAAUAACAAUAACAAAUCAUCCACUUCCUCCGCUUCCAAAAUUUCCAUUUCCAUCAUUUCUGUCGCAACCUUAAUGAUUCUACAAUUUAUCAACGUAUCAUUGUAA